AUGUCUUCGCCUGUUCCAUUUUACCAGGAGGUGGCAUGGGUGCCGCAAGUGCAGCUGCCCGUUCCCGAGACUGUGCAAUCGUCGUGGAGGUUCCUAGCAUCAUUGUCGUCUAAUUUGCUGCUGAUCGGAUUCCUGGUCAUUCCAUUGGCCUUCGAAAGCCCAACGCAAGAGCCCGUCAGCAAAGUGAAUUCCGUCGUCGCCGCUGCGGUGUUAAUUGGAUUCGCCGAUGCUUUGGCGUUAAUCCUCAUCUGCUUCCAAUAUGACAAGCGCGAGUACUUGAUUCAUUCGAUAUUCGUUCCCGGACUAGUCUCCAACCUCAUCGGCCUACUCAACGUGAUCAUCAACAUCCUGUGUCGCGACCUAUUGCCCAUCGGUCAGAUUGAGGCAGCUAGUCUGGGCCUUACUUGCGCGUUUGCCUUUCUUCAUGCCCUGGGCGCGUUGUGGGUGUACGGUCGGACAGUUGCCGAAGAGACUCGCGUGCACGGAUCGAAAGACGACGCUGCGCUUCUGACCGAGGAGGAAAUGCAGCGGCAGCAGCUCCUCCGACUUCUGCAGGAGAACAAGAAAGGCGUAAGCCCCAAGGUCACACAGAAGACGUUUCAGGUCAAGGUUCCCGAGCGCAUCAACCCGGGCAAAGGCUGGGAUACGUUCAUGCCGCCUCCUCACGAGGAAGGGUACUUUGCGGGUUAUACAAGGGGGAGAUAG
This is a messenger RNA of Aspergillus melleus, 705 nucleotides long. RefSeq lists its product as uncharacterized. The record is from RefSeq and is a predicted model, not a curated record. Bases 1 to 705 code for a protein of 234 amino acids. Lineage: Eukaryota; Fungi; Ascomycota; Eurotiomycetes; Eurotiales; Aspergillaceae. The transcript has 3 exons.